GUUAGCAAGAGAAACCAAUGAGCCAAACCAGGAAGUAGAUACCGGAAGUAGCGUAAAUCCACCUCACCCUUUAUUUUGCCAUCCAUUUCUCUCUAUAUAGGACUGACUUCUCUCCUCUGAAUGGAACGACGGGCGUGGGGGUGAUUUCAUGUGUGACGCAUGUUCCCAUUUCAGGUGCUGUGGCGGGAUUUAAAGAAAAAGGCAAUGUCUUCGAGGUGAUUGAACCGGUGGGAAACCGCCGUGUGUUGACUCGCUAACUCAUGCAAGAGCUACGAGUAUCCGGUCACUGACAGCCUGCUACUUUCUAAACCGACACAUGGCCCUGCCCUCCAGCUAGCCAGGGGAGACGAGGACAAACGCCACAGAGCGCCACCAUGUUCCUAAAAUCGUCCUUUACCACCCUGGUGGUGGGCGUGUUUGUGGUGUACGUUCUACACACCUGCUGGGUGAUGUACGGCAUCGUGUACACCAAACCCUGCGACCCGCCCAAUGGCGCCAACUGCAUCUCGCCUUACCUGGCGGAAAUGCCUAAGCUCCAGAUGAGCAUCUACACUGCCUCUCAGCCUAAUGCAGACGGGGGGCACACCCUCAUCCAUAAGGAGGAGAUUUUUGAUGUACAAGACAAGUUUGAGAGGAUGAUAAACGUGUCUUUGCCUAAGAAGACACGCAGCAAUGGGACGCUGUAUGCGCUUGUGUUCAUCCAUCAAGCCGGCGUGACUCCGUGGCAGGAUCCGCGCCAGGUACACCUGGUGGCCCAGCUCACUACCUACAUGGUGCCCAAACUACCUGAAAUCUCCCUCAUAUCCAGAGAGGACCAAACACAGGGUGCAGCAGAAGAGACCCAGCAUCAAAGGAAACCACGCGAUGGUGGUCCUACAAGAGAAGGGGGAGGAGCCUCCACAUCCGAUCAGCCAGUAUCCCACUGGCGCACCCGCCUGACGCUCAACAUUGUGGGCGACCACUUUGUGUUCGAUAGGGAAUCCCUUCCAAGCGACGUGCACCGAUAUCUACGCGUGUUCCAAAACGGCAAGAAGAUGGUAUAUCUACCUCUGCUGUUUGUUGAUGAGCUCAGCAACCGCGUCAAGGACUUGCUGGAGAUAAAUAGGACCACCAUGGAGCUGCCGUUGACCAUUACCUAUGAUGUCAUCUCUCUGGGACGACUCAGGUUCUGGAUCCACAUGCAGGACGCAGUCUACUCCUUGCAGCAGUUUGGCUUCACAGAGAAGGACGCCGACGAGAUUAAAGGGAUCUUCACAGACACCAACUUGUACUUUCUGGCCUUGACCUUCUUUGUGGCCGCUUUCCACCUCCUUUUCGACUUCCUGGCCUUUAAGAACGACAUCAGCUUCUGGAAACAGAAGAAAAGCAUGGUGGGAAUGUCCAGCAAAGCAGUGUUGUGGCGUUGCUUCAGCACCAUCGUCAUCUUCCUCUACUUGUUCGACGAGCAAACCAGCCUGCUGGUCCUUAUCCCCGCCGGUGUCGGCUCUGUUAUUGAGGUGUGGAAAGUGAAGAAGGCCCUGAAGAUUCAAGUGUUCUGGAAAGGAGGAAAACCAACAUUCCUGUUUGGCAAACUAGACGAGUCGGAGAGAAGAACAGAAGAGUAUGAUACUCUGGCUAUGAAGUACCUGUCGUACCUUCUCUACCCGCUGUGCUUGGGGGGAGCUUUGUACGCGCUAAUAUUCCUACGAUACAAGAGUUGGUACUCAUGGCUCAUCAACAGCUUAGUGAACGGUGUCUACGCCUUUGGCUUCCUCUUCAUGCUCCCUCAACUGUUUGUCAACUACAAAUUUAAAUCAGUGGCCCACCUGCCCUGGAAGGCCUUCAUGUACAAGGCAUUCAACACGUUCAUCGAUGAUGUGUUUGCCUUCAUCAUCACCAUGCCCACGUCUCACAGAUUGGCCUGUUUCCGAGACGACGUUGUGUUUCUCGUUUACCUCUACCAGCGAUGGCUCUACCCAGUGGACAAGACCAGAGUUAACGAAUAUGGCGUUUCGUAUGACGACAAACCCAAAAGGAAGACUCACAAGGACUAAAGAGGAACUUUUCUAUGUUUUUUGUUUUCCAGAAUGUGUGUGUAAGAGGACAUUUUUCUGAGGAUUCUUUUUUUAGACAACAGUCAUUUUGAUCAUGUGAGGUGCUUAAAAUGAUCCUAAUUGUGUUUUUGUUGCCACCUAAUUCCAUGUUGCACAAGUAUUUUUUUUUAACAUAUCACAAACAGGAAAACACAUGAGUGCCAAACAUGAGAGGACUUGUACUUACUGAUACUCUGAUGGGUUUUAAACCGGCACUGAAAGGGACACACACAAGGAAAGAAAGUAUUAAUUGUCACAUUACAUUCUCUUGUAAUCUUUCAAAAAUGUUUUUUUUUUCUUUAAUAAACUAAGCGCAGGUUUUUUCUUCCAA
Molecule: messenger RNA, 2403 nt
Organism: Entelurus aequoreus (snake pipefish)
Lineage: Eukaryota; Metazoa; Chordata; Actinopteri; Syngnathiformes; Syngnathidae
Gene: clptm1l
Product: CLPTM1 like
Exons: 18
Coding region: 375-2033 (552 amino acids)
Cellular component (GO): membrane; endomembrane system
Source: RefSeq, a predicted model, not a curated record